GUUUGAAGAACUUUAUAUACCUUACUUAGAGUUGCUCUUCCCAAGGUUGACACAUUUCCAUCUCCAGCAAUUUCGAGUUAUCAUCCAACAUGGCUUUACCAUGGAUCUAUGCCGUUCGGAUCGCCCAAAUCAUUUUUGGCCUGAUCGUAUUAGCUUUGACUGCCUAUGUGGUCAGUACCUUCAACGGGUGGUCGUACUCCAGUACUGUGGAUUUCAACCUGUUCCUGGGCUGCUGGACAACAUUCCUAGCCACUCCUUAUCUGGCAGCCGCGCCGAUCUAUGCGCCACACCUCGCCCACCACUAUGUGAUUCCGGCUGUAGAAGUGAUCACAAUGAUCUUUUGGUUCGCGGGCUUUAUCGCCAUGGGUGCUGAAUUACCCCCCGCGGCCGGCUGCACAUACAGUACCUGUCGUGCCCUCCAAGCCGUGACGGUGUUUGGAUCUUUUGAAUGGGCCCUUUUCGUGGUAACCACUUAUUUCGCCAUUGUCGAUCUCAUGAAUCAUCGCAAUAGCGGCGAGACUGCCCAAAAGACUCAUAAUGCCCAUCUUGGAGUCUGA
Messenger RNA from Penicillium pulvis, 557 nucleotides. RefSeq names its product MARVEL domain-containing protein. Gene Ontology annotation, cellular component: membrane. NCBI's taxonomy places the organism in Eukaryota, Fungi, Ascomycota, Eurotiomycetes, Eurotiales, Aspergillaceae. The record is from RefSeq and is a predicted model, not a curated record. The transcript is spliced from 3 exons. The coding region runs from base 90 to 557 and encodes 155 amino acids.